Messenger RNA from Entamoeba histolytica HM-1:IMSS, 495 nucleotides. RefSeq lists its product as uncharacterized. The transcript has a single exon. The record is from RefSeq and is a predicted model, not a curated record. NCBI's taxonomy places the organism in Eukaryota, Evosea, Mastigamoebida, Endamoebidae. The coding region runs from base 1 to 495 and encodes 164 amino acids.
AUGAUUAAUUCAAGUACUCAUUUACAACAACAAGUCUAUUAUCCAGGUGGAGCAUUUCAAAUUAAUACAAUUAUUAAAGCUAUGACAUUACAAGAACAAAACUAUUAUGGACCUACUAGAGUAGAAGGAUAUUGGAAAUAUGAUUCACCUGAACUUCAACCAUUUACAAAUGAAAAUGUAAGUAUUCCUUUUUAUCCAUGGUACUUCAUAGGAGUAGAAACACCAAAUAACAAUGAUAAUAAAAGUAUUAAAUUUAAUUGUCAAUGGUAUAUCACUGUUCAUUUUGAUAGAUAUAUUUGCACUCCAAUAGAAGAAGAACAAACAAUGAAUUUACUUGAUUUAAAUGUCAAUUUAACCAAUGAAGAAAUCAAACAAAGAGAAACACUCACAUAUCAAGCAGAAAAUAAUUCAACAUAUGAAAAAGUAACUAUAGCAUUUCCAGAAAAAGAAGAAUCUACAUUUAUUUUAAUUAUAAAAGAUAAACAAAUAUAUUAA